Molecule: messenger RNA, 4066 nt
Organism: Schistocerca gregaria
Lineage: Eukaryota; Metazoa; Arthropoda; Insecta; Orthoptera; Acrididae
Exons: 2
Coding region: 1677-2669 (330 amino acids)
Source: RefSeq, a predicted model, not a curated record
AUUGAGUUUAAUGAGGAUGGUUCCAUUAAUCCCUCAAAUAUUGAACUAGAACGUAAUUUGUCACCAGUAAAUUAUGACUUUAAUUUAAAUGAGAGUGCAGGGAUGCAAUCAAUAAGUGAAAUAGAAGUCAAAAGGGAGCCAGUAGAGUUGCUAACUUUGUCAGGUAGUGAAACUGAGCUCAAUAUAUCUCCAGCUCAGUCAAGUCAAGAGAUACAAAGUAUCAAGGUAGAAGCUCCGGAUUGGAUGCAAAUACUGUUUGCCAAACUCGAAUCAAACCAAAAUAAAAUUGAGGCUAAAAUUGAAAAUAGUAAUAAAAAGUUGGAGAAUAAAAUUGAGGUUAGUAAUAAAGAACUAAAAGAAGAACUGCAAUCAAAAUGGAAUAGUUUGAAUUAUAAGAUAGAUGCUAUUCAUCAUGACAUUCAAGUAAAAGUAGGGCAACAGUUAACUAAAAUGCAUAGUACUUUCAAAUGUGAAAUAGAUCAAAUUCAAAAAAAUUAUCAAGAGGCAGAUGAACUUUUGGAAGUGAGGUUGUCCGAAAGAUUGAGCAACGAGUCCAAACUUUGCUCUGACAAAGUUAAAGAGGUACAAAUUAAAGUAGAUACUUGUCAGAAAAACAUUGAGAAAGUAAAAGAAACCUGUACCGAAAUUCGUGGUGCAGUGGAACAAAGAUGUUCUGCCAGGAUAGAAGCAGUAGAGUCACAAGUAGAGGAAUUAAAUACUAACAUUGCUAACCUAGAAAAUAGAGUAACCUCUGUUAAUUCUAGUCAUUCUACUGUACAGCAUGUGACUUCAGUUGACGCCGCUUUUAUAGGGUGUCGACAGUUUUUGCGCUUUGAUCCUGAUAAGUACAUUCACCCUCUUGAAUUUUGGAAUGACUUUGAGGAUGUUCUCCCCAACACUUGGUCAGAAAGAGAAAAAAUUUCAUUUAUAAGAAGUCAUUUGUCAGGUGAUGCUUUGCGAUGGUCAGCGGAUGUAAUGAUCAAAUGUAAAACUUUAUCUGAAUUUAAGUCUGCAUUUCUCAACGAAUACUGGUCACAUAACAAACAAAAUGAUGUGUUAAGGGAAUUCUGGAGUGGUAAGAAGUUUUUCCCAGGGCGUGAAUCAGUAAAGGAUUUCGCUAGGAAGUGGGUUUCAAGACUGUCACAUUUGACAGAAAAGAUGAAGCCAGAUAUGAUCAUUAUGGGUUUAGAAGGUAAGCUGCCGUGGUACUGGCAGAAGAGGAUCAUUUCCGCCCCUAGAGAUAAUAUAGACAAAUUUAUUGAAUAUCUGGAAAGAGUAGAAAGAGUAGCUGCUGCUGAGGAGCAGGUGCAGCAGAAUAACAAAUCUUCUAACAAUCACGUACAAAAUAAUGGAAACGUGAACGUUAGAAAUAUGUAAGUUAGGCACACCAAAACAAACUAUCGAAACCAAAGCCGUGGCAGAGGAAGAGGGGGUAGAUACUCACCACGCUUUCGUAACAACUACUAUGACGAAAGUGGAGAAGUAAAUACUAUGCCAUUAAGACAAGAAGGGAGUCAUGAUGCUACUAUAUCUAGUGGUGUCACAGAUGAACACAACAGGCCGCGUGUGGGAAACUAAAUCCCGUCUAUGAGGAAACUGGCGCUCACCAGGCGGUAACAGUAACACAGCCAGUAACGGAAACACAGACAAUCAGCCAACAUACACAGACAGACAACAUGGAUGCCGAAAUAAAUACAGAUAAUACCAGUGAUGUGUUAAGCCACUCUCACAAAAUAGUGGAUAGUAUUUUGGAUACACUAGAAAAAUGGGUCAAGGAAGAACAGGAACUCAAGGUAGAUAAUGGGGAAGAAAUAGAUAAUGGGUUUGAGUCUGAUGGGAAUAAUGAUGAAGUAAAAGCUUACAUCUUCGAUGAAAAUGGCAAUCUAAAAGCUGAAGUAGAAGUAGCAGAAGUAGAAUCAGUACUGCAAAACUUUAGAGAGGAGGAAAUGAUGAAUGAAGGGGGUAGAAAUAGUAACGAGGUGAAAGAAUCUAGUAGCUGUGUAAACGUGCCACAAAUGGUUGAAGGUGACGACAUUCUUAUGAACAGCAAUAUUGCGCAGGGACGCAGUUGCUCAGAGGUAGAGGAUAGUUUGGCUGAUGUGCAGCAAACAAAAGUAGAAAAAGUCGUCAGAUGCUUCGAUUUAAAGUUAGUGGACAGAUUAGAGAAAGCAGCUAAGAUUAUAGAGCAUGAUGAGCCCCAGGAUGUAAAUGUAAAUGUAAUUGCAACUGAUCAGAAUUACUUUAGCUGGAAGAACAUAGAACGAGAUUUAUUAGACGAGGUGUGUGAGCUGAUGUUCAAUCAGGAACCACAUAAUAUCAUUCCGAGUAUGAUUGACUUUCCAGUUCUAAGUCAGAGUACAUUGGAUGAGAAGAAAGCACAGGCCAGGGCAAAUAUACGCAAAAGAGCUUUAGAUAGGAAAAAGAGGCAUGAUGCAAGGGCUUCCCCCACUAGUUUUAAAAUUGGUGAGCUAGUGCUGGUCAAAACAAAAGAAAAAUCAAAGAAAAUUUCUGCAGAAACUAAAAAGUUUAUGCAUGUAUAUCAUGGACCAUUUAGAAUAGUAAGUAAACCUCAUGCAAAUGCCUAUCGUUUGGAAUAUCCAAAGAGUAAGAGAGAACUAGGUCUAAGAAAUAUUGUGGAUCUAAAGGAAUUUAAAAUUAACAGUAAUUAAUUACUGUAGGGAGUCUGCCACUCUUUGGCGGAUACACGGUUUGGCGUACCGUGCAGUCCCAGCUGGGUGAAACUUUAUUUCCUUUUCAAGUUUCAUUCCCUUCUUCUGGUCUAUCAUAACAGGUAAGAAUCACAUAUGUCUUCAUGUUGUAUAUAUGCUAUUAGGUUUUAAGUAUUCUUAGUAAGGAUCUACCUAGUGAAUGGCAAAACAAAAGUCUGAGUACCAAUAAGAGGCAAACAUGGCUAAAAUAAAUAAAUUAAAAUAUUUCAUGUAAUUGUAAAGGGUUAGAAACUACAACUAAGAGAGACACUUUGCAGUAUACGAAGUACGGUAUGAAUAUGAAUAAUCCAUGAGAUUAUGCAGAAGGUAGUAUGUUGCUAGAAAUAAGGUUGUCUGAAGGAAAACAGCGUAAGAAGGUAAUGCUCAUAGAGGCAAGCAAUGGCGUUUUAGAAUUAAAUAAAUGGAGAUGUGUGGAAGUGGUGUGAGGAUCGCACCAAAUAUAUAGAAACAGGACGUCAAUAGGCUGACAAAAGGAAAAGGGAGAAAGAAGUGGAGAAAUGAAGUAUUUUGAAUCUGGAAGAAAAGGGAGAAAAUGAAUAAGGUGAAGAAGUGAAGUAAGUAAAUUGAAGUAAAUGAUGUAGGAUUAAAGAAUAAUUCCCUCACGUCUCGUGAAAUGGUGAAAAACGCUAAAUCUUGCUUGAGGCAAAUAAAUAGUUAAACAGACAACAGAAACACACAAAUAUUGGAAAAUGCAGAAAUUUGGAAUCGGUAUACUGAAAAUAACUAAUUUCUUUAGUAAUUCAUACAAUAAAGCAAAGUGCUGGUCAGCAAAUGACUUCUUUGAUGAACUAAUCCAUACGAUAAUUAAGCCAGAGUACAUUAAAACUAAAAGGUUACUCAAUUUUCUAAGUUGAAGCAAGAUCUUAAUAUAUUAAUUUGCUAAAAGAAUUUUCACUAUUUAGGAACCUAAAAGAUUAUUUAUGAAAGAAGAAAGUAGGAGCUAUUGUAUCAGAUACGACUUAGUGCUAAAUGUCUUUCUGACAACUUCACAAUUAGUAAAAUAGUGCCAGAAUAUAAACUAUAAAAUGUACUUUGUCCUACCUUAGAUAUAAGUUGAAAACAGAAACUUAGACUGUAUUGUCUGUUUCUCAGGGACAUGCAGGCUGCAUGAAUGACUGACAACAAGCGGUAGGGAGAUUGGAAGUAGAGACGCAAACCACAGUGAAUACAAUUUCCUCCCACAAUUUUGUCAAUCAGUGAAAUUAAAUGAGUGUUACAAUAGGACACCCACCACAGUGCCGAGUAUUAUAGUAAAAGAAAAAUGUGAGUGCGUUGCAGUGAUAAAAGUCGUGUGUAUUUUCUUUUUCAGGAAGAGACUGAUUUUAAAGAAAAAAAAA